Messenger RNA from Periconia digitata, 826 nucleotides. The record is from the annotation of a GenBank genome assembly. Lineage: Eukaryota; Fungi; Ascomycota; Dothideomycetes; Pleosporales; Periconiaceae.
CUUGUACCUAAUCGGGAAAGGCUCGAGAUUGCCUAUUCUUGGCGCAUCCCUGUGGCUGAAGACCGUCGAUUCGUCCUCCGUCACCCAACUCUGUCAUACAGUCCUUCAAACGUUGGCAGCUUUGUAACAGUCAUUCGAGCACCUGUCCAUGUACAUGCAUGUCGUGAGCUUCAUCUUCCAGGGAGCAUCGCCGAGACUGGGAGCUGGCACCGAUGCUCUGCUCCAUCUGGCAGCCUGCGAACAUCCUCAGGUCGCCCAUCAUUGCAAGAGUAGCGACACUCAGCAUGCGCCCCGGGACAUGCUGACCGGCUUCGGCAACGCUGAAAGAUAGUCAUCAAGCAUAGUUGCAAAGUGUACUGCUUGGAUUCUGGUACGGACAAAAUCAAUUCGAUAUACCACCGGGCUCCGUUUCCUGGCGUACGUAGAAUCCUAGACACGUCCUCGGAUGGAUUCAAGAAUAGUCCGAUACUUGUCACGCAGCUCUACGGCGUUAAAGAGAGCCUCGCAUAUUUCAAUCAGAUCAUACAAGCCAUUAUCCCCACAAUCCACCGUGCAUGCAUAGUUCUUGCUGCUGAUCUCAUUGGGAAAUAGACCUCUGCACAGUAGACCUCUAAACGCCGGGGAGUUUGUCGUCGUCAUGGCGGGUAGCGCCGAGCUCUGCAAGGCCGUGCGAGCGACCCAGGUCGAUGCAGGUACGCGCGACAUGUAAUCUGCGAAUGCGGUGAUUUGAUUCGAUUGCCAAUAUAUUCGUGCGUUGCUGACGGAGAGCAUGUUGCGCCAUGAGCAAUCGCCAAGGCGCUUGUCCUUCUUCAGCACUCUCACGUGC